This is a messenger RNA of Sorghum bicolor (sorghum), 1649 nucleotides long. RefSeq names its product putative F-box protein At5g44220. The transcript has 2 exons. Gene Ontology annotation, molecular function: ubiquitin-protein transferase activity; protein binding. NCBI's taxonomy places the organism in Eukaryota, Viridiplantae, Streptophyta, Magnoliopsida, Poales, Poaceae. Bases 181 to 1353 code for a protein of 390 amino acids. Gene Ontology annotation, biological process: SCF-dependent proteasomal ubiquitin-dependent protein catabolic process. The record is from RefSeq and is a predicted model, not a curated record.
AAAUUCCUUUUCACCCUGCCAGCAUUUCUCCACUAGCUGAAUCCCGUUCCCCUCCGCCGCUCGCCGCCCGCCGCCCGCUGCCGCCCUGCGCCCUGCGCCUUGCGUCGCCUUGCAUCUCUCCACCGGUGCACCCGCUGCUCCAAUCGACUGAUCUGACAGAUCUGCGGAUGUGCCUCGGCGAUGGCGUCGCCGAGGCCGUACUCCCCGCCCAUCACCCGGGGCAGGCGCGCGCGAGAGGCCGCCAGCUCCGACAGGCUCCCCAUGGACGUGCUGUUUAACGUCCUGCUGCGCUUCCCGGCCAGGGACAUCUGCCGCCUCCGCACCGUCUGCCGCUCAUGGCACUCGCUCAUCUCCGAUCCGGUCUUCAUCACGGAGCACGCGGCGCGCCAUCCGGGCCCCCUCUUCCUCGCCCAAUUCCGGGACGACAAGACGCACAGCAUCUACAUAGUAGAUCUGUCAGGUAACGUGGUGAAGCGGAUCGCCGGCGCAGCUGGUGGCCCUUACCACCGGCUGCAAUGCACGCGCCUGGACCGUGCCUGUCUGACUACUGACUGGAACAGAUGCCAUGUGCUCAAUCCGGCUACCGGAGCUGUCCAGGCCCUGCCGGAGAGCCCCGCGGCGGAGCAUGUGAAUCGGGUCAACUUGCGUGACCCUUACACCUUCUUUGCUCUUGGGCGGGUCUCCUCCACGGGAGACUACAAGGUGCUUAGGAUGUUCAACAGGCUUGGCUUUGCCAAAGGCGGUCACCAGCUCUUUGAGGUGUUUACCAUCAACGGUGGCGACGCACAUGCACGGUGGAGAGGGCAGCAGAGCCCUGGCCUCUUUGUUGAUGAGUGCAGUGGUGUUGUAGUUGAUGGGGUGGUGUAUUUCUUGACGAGCAGAGCAUAUGAUGGUGCCCGUUAUGGGAUUCGUGCGGACUAUAUUGUGUCGUUUGACCUUGGGAGAGAGGAGUGGAGGAGAGAUCUCCGAGGCCCCAUAAGUAGCAAGGUUGGAUCUGCCUCAAGUUACAUGAGGCAUCACCUUACUUUGGCUGAGCUAAAAGGCUCUCUGGUUCUUGCAGAUCGCCGUCACCAGCCUUUUACCUUGGACCUUUGGUUUCUAGUGGACUCUGAGAGUGGGCACUGGGUGAAAGAGUACCACAUCCUGACUGGGCCAACAAUCUCACGGCCGGUACUAGUAGAUGAGUCCUUCAAACCAUUGUUGCUGCUAGAUGAUGGGAGAUUGGUCGUUUAUGUAGGAACAAGGGGGCAACUGUUCAUUCAAGACCCAGGAACAGAUAAUUUUGCAAGAGUUUAUAUGGGACUUCUUGAUUCAGUCAGUGUGUACACAGGAAAUCUCUUGAGUGGAGGUUGACUUUGUAGGUUGAGACUCAAAUUAGAUCAUGUCUAAUGUACCUCAUAGGAAUCAAUGAAUCAUUCUCCUAGUUUAUGGAACUGAACUUUGUAUAGAUAUUGAAGAUUAUGGAUCGGUUUAUUGUAAAUCCAUGCUAGUAUUUGAUGUCCCCAUUUUGCCAGCAUCUUUUGUUAUUAUAAAAUGAGGCAUGCUUGUCCAUAAAUAUUUGAACAUAUGGCUUUUUCUUGGUGCCACAGUUCAUGUUUCUGCUGCACCUUUGUUGGGAAAUAACAAAUAGUGGUAUGAUACUAGACUUA